GCAGGCUCGGGGACAGGAUCAGGGGAAGAACCGGGGGAAGGUCCCAAGGAAGCUCCGGGAACGCUCGGGGACAGGAUCAGGGGAAGAACCGGGAAAAGGUCCCAAGGAAGCUCCGGGAACGCUCGGGAGCAGGCUCAGAGGAAGCUCCGGGAACGCUCGGGACCAGGCUCAGAGGAAGCUCCGGGAACGCUCGGGAGCAGGCUCAGAGGAAGCUCCGGGCAGGCUCGGGGACAGGAUCAGAGACAGCAGCGGGGACAGGAUCAGAGGAAGAACCGGGGGAAGGUCCCAAGGAAGCUCCGGGAACGCUCGGGAGAGGCUCAGAGGAAGCAGCGGGGGCAGGAUCAGAGGAAGCUCCGGGAACGCUCGGGAGCAGGCUCAGGGAAGCCCAGCCGGGCUCGGGCAGGCUCCGGGAGGACCGGGCGGGCCCGGGUGCCGCCCCGGAAGGAAAGCAGGCGGACAGGCAGGCGGACGGGCAGGCGGGCGGACAGGCAGGCGCCGUGCCGCAGCCAUGGUGGUGCUGAGCGCGGCGCGCUGGGUGCGCAGCCGCCUCUCGGAUCGCUUCUGGAGGGUGCAGGAGGUGCUCAAGUACGCGCGGCAUUUUCGUGGCAGGAAGAACCGCUGCUACAAGCUGGCAGUGAGGAGCGUCCGCAGGGCUUUCGUGAAGUCCACCAAGGCCAGGAGGGAGAAGAAGAGAUUCCUCAGAGCGCUCUGGAUCACGAGGAUUGAAGCAGCUUCCCUUGAACAUGGUUUGAAGUACCCAGCCUUCAUAAGCAACCUGGUCAAGUCCCAGGUGGAGCUGAACAGGAAAGUUCUGGCUGACUUGGCAAUUUAUGAGCCAAAGACAUUCAAGUCCCUGGCAGCUUUAGCCCAGAGGAGGAGACAGGAAGGGUUCCUGGCUGCCCUGGGAGAUGGAAAAGAACCAGAGGGGAUAUUUUCACGUAUUGUGCACCACCACUAUUGAUACCAGAGUCUGUGUGGAUGUUUCGGAAGCAGGGAUUUGAUUGUGAAGCAAACCUGCUGUGGGACUGCUGCUGAAAUGGAAAAUGUGGAACAAAUCCUCUGAGGAUCGUGUGGGUGUGAAGCUUCCCCUUGAUGGCUCUUUCCCUGCGUCGUUGUCACUGAAACCUGUUAAAUUAAAAGCACAUUUCAAGGUUAGCAGUCAGGCCGCACGGCGACUUAAUAAAGGUAUUUUUUUGGUAACUGCUAGUAGAAAAAAAACUUAAUUUGUGUGGUGAAUUCUGAAUGGGGAGAACGCAGCUGGGAUGGGGGGAAAUGUUGACCCUCACACAUGGAGCCUGGGAGUUAAGGAUACACAUAGUCUGUACUUUUAAGUAUUUAAUAAAGAGAUUUUUAUUGAAAACUGC
Motacilla alba alba is the source of this 1364-nucleotide messenger RNA. RefSeq names its product mitochondrial ribosomal protein L20 (gene MRPL20). Gene Ontology annotation, molecular function: structural constituent of ribosome; rRNA binding. Bases 509 to 961 code for a protein of 150 amino acids. Gene Ontology annotation, biological process: ribosomal large subunit assembly; translation. The transcript is spliced from 4 exons. NCBI's taxonomy places the organism in Eukaryota, Metazoa, Chordata, Aves, Passeriformes, Motacillidae. Gene Ontology annotation, cellular component: ribosome. The record is from RefSeq and is a predicted model, not a curated record.